This is a messenger RNA of Zootoca vivipara (common lizard), 3371 nucleotides long. It is a transcript of the gene DYNLL1, whose product is annotated as dynein light chain LC8-type 1. The record is from RefSeq and is a predicted model, not a curated record. Gene Ontology annotation, cellular component: cytoplasmic dynein complex. Gene Ontology annotation, biological process: intraciliary retrograde transport; motile cilium assembly. Gene Ontology annotation, molecular function: dynein intermediate chain binding. NCBI's taxonomy places the organism in Eukaryota, Metazoa, Chordata, Lepidosauria, Squamata, Lacertidae.
AGCACUCGAGGCUUGUUCGCGGGCGAAGGCAGAGGCGAGGCGCGCGCGGGUUUCCUCAGCUCGUUACGCGACGGGGGCAGCCUCCGGAGGAGCGCCGAGGUGACAACUUGCUCGUCCGCUCCACCAACGUCCCUGCCCGCCGCCGCCGUCGUUCUCGGAGGAAGCAGCCGCAGGAGCCGCCGCUAACCAGAAGCACACGGUAACCAUGAGUGAUCGAAAGGCCGUGAUAAAGAAUGCAGAUAUGUCUGAGGAGAUGCAGCAGGACUCCGUGGAGUGUGCUACACAGGCCUUGGAAAAAUACAACAUUGAGAAAGAUAUUGCUGCCCACAUAAAGAAGGAGUUUGACAAGAAAUACAAUCCUACUUGGCACUGCAUUGUGGGAAGAAAUUUUGGCAGCUAUGUGACUCAUGAGACCAAACACUUCAUCUACUUCUACCUGGGUCAAGUUGCCAUUCUCCUCUUCAAAUCCGGUUAGAACAUGGGACUGUUCCACCCCAAACAUGCAUUUGGUUACAGGACUGCACGCUAAUUCCAAAUAGACUGAAGUCUUCAGCCUUCCCCAGGGAACAUACCUUGAUCUUCAAGCCUUUUGUUGUUUUAAUGGACAGGUACUCCUCUGUACCAUUUUGUGUUUUUGUUGUGGCCAUAAAAAAAUAGCAAAAAAGUAAUCUUGUAUGUAUUUUCUUUACAAAAAGCAACCCACAAGUCCUAAUUUUCUAAUAAAACAUUUGGGCAUACAUUCAAUCUUUAAGAGCUUGUUCUAAUACUUCCAUAUUUGGCCAACUCUCCUACGACUACCAGCUUUGCACUGCAGACUUGAAAUAGCAAAUUAAUUGCCUAAAUCAGGGGUGACUAACUUGUGGCCUUCUGGAUGUUUAAGAUUACAACCCCCAUUACCCAUUAGCCAUGUUGCUUGAGACUGGUGUGAGUUCAAAUCCAAAAACAUCUGGAGAGCCAUAGUUUUCUAAGUCUACUGAAUGAACUGGAUUUGCCUUUGGCAAAACAGCGCUAGCAUUGGAGCCAAUAGGACCUGUAAACUAUUCCCUGUAUUGCAUCUGAUUCUUAAGCAUAUUUACUUGUAAAAUGACAUAACUGACUCAUCCAGUGGGACUUUCAAGCAAGUAUGUACAAGGUUGCACAAGUUUAUGCAUAAAUUGGAAGGGAUCCCAGUGUGUUCAUUGUCUUUACAAGUAAUUUUGCAUGAACUGCAAUCUAGGGUGUAUCUAAUGCCUGCAAAGAUGUAUCUAAGGAUGAUCUUUACUUACCAGUAUGCAUGUUUUGAUGAUUAAUGCAGUGCACAAAAGGAACAACUGAACUUAAAUUACAUUCUGGUCAGUGUGAUUCUUUAGUUAGAAAUAUGUGCCAGACUUAUUGUCGCCUCUAAAAAUGUUUAGUGAUGCCUGGUUAUUUAAAUUCCAAUAUGGAAUAUUUUAAUACAUAACAUUCUAGCCUAAUGUAAUCAAAAGCAUUUACGUACAAUACUUGUUCCCAGUAGCAUACAUGCCCUGUUUUUUUUGGCAUCUCAUUUUUGAUAGGGCAUCUUGAUGUAAGGAACAGUGGUAGAAUGCCUGUCUAAAGCCCAAAGAAUAAAACAUACCACUGCUUGGAAAAAGAAUGUCACCUAGCUUAGCAGGAUGUGCAGCUCCUGCUUGUUUCACUGAUAUGUCAGAUCUCCUUUUCCCACAAUCCAAACCAAGCAUUUUACAAAGACCUACUGUUUUGUACACUGGAGUGCAUGCUCAACAUUUCAUUUGAAAAUGUUUGCAACUUUGGAGAAUGCAACAUUAAUUUGUAAUGAGUUGGUAGUUCUUUGGUAGUUAAGAAUUUUUUGCAGUGGCUGCUACUACUUUUCAUUGCAAAUAUAUCACCUGAUGGUAGUCCUGCAAGUUCCUCUCCUGCUCUUUUUAGGGGGGUAGAUAGGAGGUCAAUAGCAUCCAGACUAGAACAUUAUUUGCAUAUUUUGGUGUUGAAGUAAAGGCCAGCCCAGAAAAUCAUAGAAUUGCAGAGUUGAGUUGGAAGGGACCCUGAGAAUCAUUUAGUCCAGGGGUGGCCAACUCCCAAGAGACUGCAAUCUACUCAGAGUUAAAAACUGGCAGUGAUCUACCCACUUUUUUGGGUUCAGGUCAAAAGUUGUUGAGCUUUUUUGAGGAAGGAGGAAGGCCCAUUUUGGGGGGGGGGUUUCAGGCCAAAGUUGUUGUGUUUUUUCAGGGAGGAGGUAAAAUUUAGAGCUUUUUUUAGGGGAGCCACAGUUGUUCAGCUUCUUUGUGGGGAGACAAUGAUCUACCAGUGAUCUACUGCAGACGUCCAAUGAUCUACCGGUAGAUCACGAUCUACCUGUUGGACAUGCCUGAGGAUUCUAGUGCAACCCUUGCAAUGCAGGAAUAUGCAGCUGUCCUAUAUGGUGAUUGAACCUGCAACCUUGGCUUUAUCAGCAUCAUGCUCUAACCAACUGAGCUAUCUAGCUUUCACUGUAGGGUGUAGUACAGAGACCCAAUUUGCAUCUUCAUCAAACUUUAAAUAUGUAGUUUGUGCAAAUGCUUGCUCCUCCUCUGUGCUAGUUACUCUUCUUUCUAAUGUAGAUAUUCAAUCCUGCCUAAAGUGGUGAUUAUGAAGGGCAGGCAGUCCAUGAAGACCUACUGCCACUCAACAGUAUCCAGGGGCUUGGGUUCAGGAGAUGCAGCACUACACCAAGAAUGGCAGUGCCCAAGCUUUCUUCACACACGGGAACAAUAUUUAUGUAACUCCUCACAUGAAUAUAUUGUAAUCAUGCAGUACCACAUACAUGAUGCUACUAUUUAAAGGAUGGGGGGGGCAGCUCCAUAACCUCAUAUGGUAGAGUUUUCUUGAGAAGAAAUAACAUGGUCGUUACUGUAGUUACACAUGCUUACAUUACAGCAGGAGAUGAGGAUUAUGAGUGUGUUGCCAUAAACCUCUGGGUAUAGGGCAGUAUAUAAAUUCAAGAAAUAAUAAUAGAGUUUGUAGAUGAGGACCUCCAUCUUGGAUUAAGAAUUUGUGAAGAAUAGAGCUAGCAUAAUUAGGGUAUGUACCAUUGGUUGUCCUCUACACAGAGGCUACAUCCAUUUUGAGGUUCAAACAAACUACAAGUCUUAUUUCAAUUAAAGAAAUUUGAAAAUUUAGAUAUAUAUUUAAUAAAUACAGCAAGAAAUCUCACAACUGGCACCUCUGAUGACAGACUGGUGCUUCACUGACUUUUACCCAGUAAGUGCACACCCUUUUUUUGAGGCUAGUGGGUGCCACACAUGGCUACACAAAAGGUGGUUGACAUGAUUGAAAUUACUUGAGUCUUAAAAUGCAGCUGCCCUCAUGAACAGAACUGCCUAAACCCAUCAUAUUUUUUAAAAAAUUCUCAC